This is a messenger RNA of Chinchilla lanigera (long-tailed chinchilla), 3429 nucleotides long. It is a transcript of the gene Cdhr3, whose product is annotated as cadherin-related family member 3. The transcript is spliced from 19 exons. Gene Ontology annotation, cellular component: catenin complex; membrane. The coding region runs from base 122 to 2761 and encodes 879 amino acids. Gene Ontology annotation, molecular function: cadherin binding; calcium ion binding. Gene Ontology annotation, biological process: homophilic cell-cell adhesion. NCBI's taxonomy places the organism in Eukaryota, Metazoa, Chordata, Mammalia, Rodentia, Chinchillidae. The record is from RefSeq and is a predicted model, not a curated record.
UUUUCGGGUGGCAACAAAGCCAGGAGGGGAAGACUGUGGUGACCGGAAUAAACUCUAAGUCUGAGCUGGAUUCAGGUCCUGGGGAAAGUACAGAAGCCCACACAAGCUUGAGCCACCAAAUAUGCAGAAAGUAGUCACCCUGCUGCUGCUGCUGGAGGCCAUGGCAGGAGGAAAGGCACUACACCUCGUCCACUUACCUGCCGCCAGCAGUGUGGCAGAGAAUUCUCCCCCUGGGACUUUGAUGCACAAGUUUUCUGUGAAUUUAUCCACGUCGCUGUCACCCGUGGCCCCAGGAUUUCCCCUGAUAAUCAACUCAAAUCCCCUCAUUGAAGCCUUCAGGGUGAACAGGCUGUCAGGCACUAACUUUGAGGUUGUCACCUUUGGGAAGCAACGACUGGAUUUUGAAACGGGACCAAACGCAUUUGAUUUGCAGAUUUAUGUUAAAGAUGAGGUUGGGGUCACUGACCUGCAGGUCCUGACUGUCCAGGUGACAGAUGUGAAUGAGCCACCGGAGUUUCAAGGCAGCUUGGCAGAGGGUUUAGACCUCUUCGUAACAGAAAGAGCAAACCCAGGAUUCAUUUACCAGGUUGAGGCCUUUGAUCCGGAGGACACGAGACGACACACGCCCCUCAGUUAUUUCCUGACUUCUCCUUCAAGGAGCUUCAGCAUGUCUGCUAAUGGCACCCUCUUCUCCACGACGGAACUGGAUUUUGAAGCAGGACACAAGAGUUUCUGCCUCACUGUGGAAGUGAGGGACAGUGGAGGCCUCAAAGCCUCCACAGCGCUCCGGGUGUCCAUUGUGAAUGUCAAUGACGAGAUCCCGUUCUUUACCAGCCCGACGCGCGUGUACUCCAUCCCGGAGGAGCUCCGCGCGGGAACCAUCGUGGCCAAUGUCACAGCUGAGGACCCUGACCAUGACGGAAGCUCCCCCGGACACCUCCUGUAUACCAUCACAACAGUCAGCAAGUACUUUGUGAUAAACCAGUUGACUGGUACAAUCCAAGUGGCCCAGAGGAUAGACCGAGAUGCAGGUGAAUUAAGACAGAAUCCCACCAUUUCCCUGGAAGUUCUGGUGAGGGACAGACCCUCCGGGGGCCAGGAAAACCGCAUCCAGAUAACCUUCAUUGUGGAAGAUGUCAAUGACAACCCAGCUACCUGCAAUAAGCUCACCUUCAGCAUUAUGGUGCCAGAAACAGCGGCCAACGGGACGUUGCUCCUGGACCUGAACAAGUUCUGCUUUGAUAGUGACAGCGAAGCCCCAAACAAUGCGUUCAACUUCACCACGCCAUCUGGAAUGGGGAGCAGCCGCAGAUUUUUACAGAACCCAGCUGGCUCUGGGAAAAUCGUGUUGAUUGGUGAUCUAGACUAUGAGAAUCCAAGCAAUCUCGCUGCCGGCAAUCGGUACACUGUGAUAAUCCAGGUGCAGGACGUUGCCCCUCCUUAUUACAAAAAUAACAUCUACAUUUCUAUCUUAACAAGCCCAGAAAAUGAGUUUCCUCUCGUCUUUGAGAGGGCAUCCUAUGUGUUUGCUGUGUCAGAGCUAAGACCCGCUCGAACCCAGAUUGGACAGGUGCGAGCAACAGAUGAAGACUUCCCCCAGAGCAGCGUCACGUACUCCAUCUCCAGUGGAGGAGCCAGCCUCCAGCACCCCAACAUAUUCUGGAUUAAUCCCAAGAUGGGAGGACUCCAGCUAGUAACUAAGGCGGACUAUGAAACCACCCCCAGCUACACGCUCAGAAUUCAGGCCACCAAUGGCAAGGACACGAGCUCAGUCACUGUUACCGUGAACAUCCUUGGAGAAAAUGAUGAAAAGCCAGUGUGCACCCCCAACUCUUACUUCCUGGCCAUCCCAGUGGAUCUGAAAGUUGGCACAAAUAUUCAGAAUUUCAAGCUCACGUGCACUGACCCUGACUCCAGCCCCAGAUCUUUUCGUUACACCAUUGGCCCAGGCAACAUCAACAGUCACUUUACCUUCUCUCCCAGUGCUGGCUCCAAUGUUACACACCUGCUGCUUGCGUCCCACUUUGACUAUGCUGGUGGCCUGGACAAGAUCUGGGACUACAAACUACUUGUCUACAUAACUGAUGACAACCUGCUGUCCAGCAGGACAAAAGCUGGGGCUCUUGUUGAAACAGGAACGGUGACCCUGAAUGUUAAGGUCAUUCCCCACCCAACUACCAUCAGCACCACAACUCCCAGGCCCAGGAUCACCUACCAGGUCCUCAGGGAGAACACGUACUCUCCGUCCGCGUGGUACGUGCCUUUCGUCGUCACUCUGGGCUCCAUAUUGCUCCUGGGCUUCCUGGUGUCUCUGCUCAUCCUGUUGGCCAAAGCCAUCUCCAGACACUGCCCCUGCAAGACUGGGAAGGACAAGAGAGCUCUGGCAAAGAAAGGAGGUACCGACGUGAAGCACGUGAAGACAGCAGUUGUGGAAACUAUCCAGAUGAACACUGUCUUUGAUGGAGAAGCUGUGGACCCAGUGACUGGGGAAAUAUAUGAAUUCAACACAAAAACUGGAGCCAGAAAGUGGAAAGAUCCACCAGCCCAGAGGCCUGCAAGGAGACAGCCCAGCGCCCAGGGAACCGUGGCUGUGUCACACAGAGCCGGGGCUGGUGAAGGGUCAGGGCUGCCUGGCAGCACCAGCCAGGAAGGAGAGGGGCCAAGAAGCACAGAGCGUGCCCAGGGUGCCGGCCUGGGUGCCAGAAGCAGGGAUGGCAAGCCGUACACCACGGCACCCUCCAAGCCGCACUCAGCCAAAUGAACUGUGGAGUGCCAGGCCCAGCUCCAAUGGCGGGGGUCCCUGCCGUUGUACCCUAAAUCUCACAGGUACAGAGAUGUGGGCUGAAGGCAUUCAGCCAUCCAGGGUGAAUGGGAGGUUUCAGAAAAUUUUUUUAAAAACAGAAAGGGGUUUGAUCCCAUAGUUGCUGCUUUCUGCAAUGGCGCGGGAGAAACGUAUCUUGCGGCUCAGAACUCCUGUGCUUCUGAUCCCCUGGCAUGGCUGGCUUUUGGACAAGAAUCCCUCGUUUCUUCUUUGCAUCAGCCACCAGGAAGCUCUCUUCAGUUUAACACAAGACUUUCUGAUGCUCAUACCUGUUUCAUGCAGGAUUCCUGUCCUGACCUGAGCAUCCCCCAGCCUCACUUAUAAAUACCUCUGCGAGUCACCUCAGGUCUUUCUCAAAAGCAGAGCAUGAAAAAAAUGGACGAAUAACUAGUGAGCUGCUCAUCUGGGAAUCAGAAGGCACAAUAGACACCUUCUUUUAUUCUUCUCUUAUUGAGGUAAAACUAUCGUUGGCUAAAACGCACAGAGCUAAGGUACUUAACCUAUGUAGACAUCUCCCUGAGAUAAGCACCAUUCUGAUCUUCAUCAUCACAGGUUAGUUUUGUCAUUCUUGGAUUUCACAUAAAUGGAUCCAUGCGGUGCACGCUUCU